Clarias gariepinus (North African catfish) is the source of this 2200-nucleotide messenger RNA. RefSeq names its product suppressor of IKBKE 1 (gene sike1). The record is from RefSeq and is a predicted model, not a curated record. NCBI's taxonomy places the organism in Eukaryota, Metazoa, Chordata, Actinopteri, Siluriformes, Clariidae. The coding region runs from base 328 to 969 and encodes 213 amino acids. The transcript has 5 exons.
UGUUUAGGUGUAAAACCUUUUAAGGAUCCGGUUAAAACUUUGACUUUUGUUGUUUAUUUAUUUUUCUUUCCUGUAAUAUUGCAAGUUAUUCUUAUCAAUAUAAUUUAUAUUUCAGUAUUAAACCGUACUUAUGAAAAAUGUAGCUAAUGAAUAUAACGCUACAUCUGCGUCAUUCAUUACUUAUUUAAGUCUCUUGCUAGCUUGCUAGUUACUAUCAAGCUAAUAUCGGUGUUUACAACAACUAGCUAAGUUAGCCUAAGAGCGAUACUCAGUUUGCAGGUAUACAAUUUCUCCUUGAUUUGUACAUUAAAUAAAUUUUUUUUUUAAAUGUCGUGCACCCUGGAAAAGGUUUUGUCUGAUGCUCGGACUUUGCUGGAGCGGUUAAAAGAGCACGACACUGCAGCCGAGGGUCUGAUCGAGCAGUCUAGUGCUCUCAACCAGAGAAUACACUGCAUGAAGGAAGUCGGAAACGCUCUUCCUGACAAGUACAUGGAGACAAUUCCAGGAUAUCAGGAGCUGUCCAAAACCAAACCGCACAUUCUUCUGACCCAGGAGAACACCCAAAUCAAGGAGCUUCAGCAAGAGAACAAAGAGCUCUGGCUUUCUUUGGAAGAGCAUCAGUAUGCCUUGGAGUUAAUUAUGGGUCGAUACCGGAAACAAAUGCUGCAGCUGAUGAUGGAAAAGAAGGAGAUGGAUACCAAACCUGUGCUCAGCCUUCAUGAGGACCAUGCCAAAGAGGUGCAGGGUCAACUGGAGCGGAUUUGUGAGAUGGGCCAGGUAAUGCGCAGAGCGGUACAGGCGGAUGACCAGCACUACUGUUCUGUAAAAGAGAGACUGGCUCAGCUGGAGAUUGAAAACAAGGAGCUGCAUGAUCUCUUGUCCAUCAGUAAAAAUAUGUUAAAGCCAAAGCGGGAGGAAGCGAGCCAACCGGAUCCAGAGUCCAAGCCCAAAGAUACUGACAAGAAGUGAUGCUGUCUAAAGACAUAAACCAUCAUCCUGCUUUAUGGCUACAGUCUGGUGCAGUUUCCGUCCUACCUUCUCAGGUUACCUGUUGGUGUACAUGUGUGUUGUGGCUUUUUGGUGUUGCUGACUUGUCUCAGUGUAACCUGGCCUCUUCUAACCCGCUGAAUGGAGUAGUAGAGUGAAAAAUUGUUUUCUGUUUCUCUCAGGAAAGACUAAUAGCCUCUGGUUGUCUGUUUAAACAGAAGGCAAAUUUAUGACAAAUGAAAAUGUUCAUGCAGCCUGUUUAUAUAAGCCUUUAAAAUGAACCUCAACAUAGUGCCUUGCAAAAGUAUUUAAACCCUCUACAUAUUGUUAUGCGUUGACAUGGAAACCAAAGCCUUCAUACUGAUAUAAUAGCUGAUUUUUAGACAGAAUCAGCACUGAAUUAUUUUCUGUCCAGUGCACUCGUGCCAAUCCUGUUGGCAUUUUAAUUAAGAAAUUAAACCUUGAUUAUUCCUCCCACACCGUGAGAUAUUGUUUUAGGAAAGAAGGAGAGAGAAGCCAAUCUAAUUUUAUAAUUAGACACAAACUUUAGUAAGAUAACUCAAUUAGGAUGGCCAUAAAUUAGCUACUACUUCAAACCAUAAUUACUAUUUAAAGUAGUAGCUAGUUUAUGGCCAUUCUAUAAGUAUAAUAUAAUCAAAGUGCCCAUGAAAAAGGUCAGUGUGAACACAUUAUUCUUUAAUGAUUAUAUUUGCGGCAUCCACUUAGCAUACUAGAGCACUGGAUAUUAUUGGGGUUUGUAAUAUUCUGUUUAAGUGUUUUAUUCAGCAUAACCUUGGGUGCUGCCUAAAGAAAGGUUCUGGAUGGUUAAAUACUUUUACAAGAUGCAAAUUCACUUUAAAAAAAAAAAAAAAUUUAUUUCUCCUAGUUAUGCAACCUUGUAUCUGAAUGGCCUGGUAGUUUUUAUUUAAUUUUUUAUUUAAUCAUAACGUGAACUUUUCAGUUUUAAUAAUUCAACACAUGACUCUAGGGUGAAAGAUGGUUCUGGUUGUUCAGACAUUGUGUACUUUAUGAUGGUAGGUAAGAACGAAAGAACAUUGUUCCAUGAUAAAGAAUAAAACUUUUAGUGUUGUGCAUGUCCUUGUAUUAUUAGGUUGUUGUGUUCUAUUGUCUUAAUAUGUCUUUAUUUUGUUUUUAAAUAUGUCAAACAUGAGAAAAUUUUAAAAAGUAAAGAUGUUAUAAAUUGGUAACCAUU